Messenger RNA from Cottoperca gobio, 3544 nucleotides. It is a transcript of the gene plekha8, whose product is annotated as pleckstrin homology domain containing, family A (phosphoinositide binding specific) member 8. NCBI's taxonomy places the organism in Eukaryota, Metazoa, Chordata, Actinopteri, Perciformes, Bovichtidae. Gene Ontology annotation, biological process: intermembrane lipid transfer; ceramide transport. The transcript is spliced from 13 exons. Gene Ontology annotation, molecular function: ceramide 1-phosphate binding; ceramide 1-phosphate transfer activity. The coding region runs from base 179 to 1903 and encodes 574 amino acids. The record is from RefSeq and is a predicted model, not a curated record. Gene Ontology annotation, cellular component: cytoplasm; membrane; cytosol.
AGCUUAGAGCUCGAUUCACGGAAAAGUUUACGCACUUUUAUCUACGUAGCUGAGAUGCAAAGCCUUGGACGUUACGCCACAAUUCACACUCGGGGCCCGAUGGAGUCGCUGCAAUCAGCUGUGCAUCAUAUCUUGUUUUGAUAAACAAGUAAUGAACGGCGAAAACACAUAAUUAAAAAUGGAAGGAAUGCUGCAUAAAUGGACCAAUUACAUAAGUGGUUGGCAACCUCGUUGGUUUGUGCUUGAUGGAGGAACUUUGUCUUACUAUGACUCUCAAGAAGAUGCCUUGAAAGGUUGCAAAGGCAGCAUUAAAAUUUCAGUUUGUGAAAUCCAAGUUCAUUCCUCAGACUCUACACGAGUUGACCUGACCAUACCAGGAGAGCAGUACUUUUACCUCAGAGCCAUCAAUGCAGCAGAGAGGCAGAAAUGGCUGGUGGCACUGGGAACCGCCAAAGCUUGCCUUACAGACAACCGGACAAAAAGAGAAAAAGAGCUCCAGGAGAACACAGAUGCACUUAAAACUAAGAUGUCAGAACUCAGAUUGUACUGUGACCUUCUUCUACAACAAGUAAACAAGAUCAAGGAGAAUGAUGAGCUAGGAGACACAGAGGAGACGGGCAUAGACACUGGGAACAUGGUGAAGUCUACAUGCACCACUUUCCUUAAGACUCUCGAGGAAUGCAUGCAUAUAGCAAACCGUACUUUCAGUACGGAUAUGACAACACAGAGUCCACCAGAAUCUCCUCCAGUAGCAGCCAUCAAACCUCAGAAGAUUAAACCUGUCAAUCAUUUAAAACAGAACCUUGGAGAAAAAUCGAGAGAUUUGGCUGAAACCUCAGGAGAAGAAAUUGCACAUGACAACCAGAGCCUUGACUCUGGAGCAGAAGGAACAGAUGCACCAGAUGAGCCAGAUAGACCAGAACAACAUUCUUCCCCAUCAGACAUUGAUGCCGCAAACGGCAACAGCUCAGUCCACGAGGAGGGAGGUGAUCCCGCUUUACACACUACCCAGAAUACCCCUGAGAUUGAACACUACGACCAACCAGCAGAGGGGGACGAGGAAAAUGAAGCCGAUGAUCAAGAGGAGACGAAACAAGAGCAGAAGCACAAAGUGGACCAAAGUCAAGAAGAGCAUGACAACAACAACGAGGAAGUGAACGCCGUUCAGCCUCAGCACCAACAGGAAGCUGUUCAAGACCAAGAAGAGGCGCAACAUGAAGGCGAGACUUCCAGAGAUUUAGCAGAGCUGGAAGACACAGAGCAGGUGGAAACUUUCUUCAGCACAAUGAGUCACAGAUUUAGUGAUAUAAGACUGGACGACGACAAUGGUAUCCCUACACAAGAGUUUUUGGACUCAUGCUAUGCAAUAGUACCUGUAUUAGACAAGCUGGGCUCCACAGUGUUUGCGCCAGUUAAAAUGGAUUUUGUUGGAAACAUCAAGAAAAUUAACCAGAAGCUGAUGUCAGACCCCGAUAGCUUCCCCACACUACAGUCCAUCGUGCUGCAUGAAGUGCGGACAGACAACGCCCGGAUGCGCAACUCUGCCACCGAGGCUCUGCUGUGGCUCGGACGAGGCCUGAAGUUCCUCAAGGAGUUCCUGUCAGAGGUCAAUGCAGGAGAACAAGACAUCCAAGGAGCGCUAAACAACGCCUAUGGGAAGACCCUUCGGCAGUACCACGGAUGGGUUGUGCGAGGCGUCUUUGCUUUGGCGCUGAGAGCCGCCCCGUCUUAUCAAAGUUUCGCCUCCGCCUUAGUGACGAGAGAGGGCGACCAGAUGAAAGGCAGCUUCACCAGCGGCAUUCACAAGGACCUGGGAGUGUACCUGCCUGCCAUGGGGAAGCAGCUGGCCAUCCUAGAUGCCCUAUAUGAAGAAUACAACCUGGAGUCUGAUGAAGUGGUGUGAAACUUGAACAAGGAGAGGAUCAGAGUACAAGGAAGGACAGAACCUGAGCGCAGGGGCAGAGUAGUGGCCGACUGCUGAAUGACGGUGCCAGAUCUUGUGUAUUUUGUGUACAAAGUAGUGUGAGCGUGUCCCGUGUCAGUGUGAGGUGUUUCCAGUGGUUGUUAAACUCUACCACAGUAGAGGGUCCAGGUUUGAAGAAGGUAUUAUUGUCUGUAUUUGGGAACAAACAUUAACAAUUAGGACAUUUCACCCCGAGUUUCCGGGUCUUGUUUAAAACACCAUCAGUAGGGAUUUUACGCCCGUAUUAUGCAGACUCCAACCAUAACGAGUCUUGGUGACAUUUGUUUGUGGUGCACAUUUUGUGGCUGUAUUGUGGCUUUUUUUAUGUACAGGUACAUAACCACAAGGUAUUUUUGCUUUAGUAACUACCCUGGAAAGUUUACUUGUGAUUUCCCCUAUCGGAACGCAAAGACAUUUUUAAUCAAGGUUUUCCUGUUUCCUUAGAUUCAUGAAUUGGGGGUGAUACUUGCGACUAAUGGAGAGCACUAUUUGACAAAAUGUCAGAUUGUUCCACUGCCCAAUAUAUGCCUUUAAGUAUGUGAUGGAUUUGCUAACUUUUUUAUUGUAUUAGGUAAAAAGUUAGUUGCACUGACUGUUAAAGUUAGGAAUUUAUAAUAUAUGUGGAUUAGUUUUUUUCUUUCCCUGAAUCUGUUUAAUAUAAAUCCUGCAGUUUGACAAUGUUUUGCUAAAAUGUUAUGAGCUAUAAGCUCUGGAGACUUUUCCGAGGGACCAAAAAGGAGCUGUCAUGUGACUGGCUUUAGCCUCUGCUGCCUACAGUACCACAACACACAAGAACAAAAUGAUACAGUGUAGCUGUUAAACUACUGACAACUGCUGAAUACUUGUGUGGACAUCCUCUGCACAAACCUAUGCAUACAAUGCAUUUUCACAAUGUUUUAUUUAUUACGUCUUAAGUUAUAGAGUUCGCAUUUAUGUCAUGGGGAUCAUUGCAGUCCAGCUCUCGUGUGAAUGUUUGGGCGUUUGUAUCCAUAGAGCACCUUUAUUGAUUGCAUGGAUUUAUGUGUUAAGUAAUAUAGGUGCCAAUGGAAACUGAAUAUAGGCCAAGGCCUUAAAUUAACCAAGUUAAUAAAUAAUCCUAAUGGGGGGGGGGGGGAUAGAACGUUCAAUACAUUGUUUCUCCAUCUCUGUACUAAUAAUGAACACGGACAUUCAGCUAGUCUACUCUAUAGGUUUCAUCAUCUCAUACACUUGAGUGUUAUUACCAACCGUACUUAAUAUUUUAUGAUGUCGCUUCAACAAUGAAAAAUCAAGUUGUAAGACUCGAUUUGUCCAUGGAGUCACUGAGCCGUUCAGACAAAGCAGGAACGUCCUCAUAAGGCUUGUUUUUUGUUUGUGUUUUUUUUUUACCAAAACAUAUCUCGUAUUUUUCAACCUUUUUGUUUUUUUCAGGAAUACAUACUGUAAUAAUUCUUGAAGUGAGGCAUUAGCAGCAGGUUUACAUCCUAGUCAAUUCCAAUGAAUAUGAUAUUGUAAUAUUGCAAACAUUUGAUUAGUUUUUUUCUACGACUGUAUAUAAGAUGCUAUUUGAUUUUUACAUAAUAAACAAUGAAGUUGUCUUAG